Hypomesus transpacificus is the source of this 3739-nucleotide messenger RNA. RefSeq names its product coagulation factor C homolog, cochlin (Limulus polyphemus) (gene coch). The coding region runs from base 166 to 1827 and encodes 553 amino acids. The record is from RefSeq and is a predicted model, not a curated record. Lineage: Eukaryota; Metazoa; Chordata; Actinopteri; Osmeriformes; Osmeridae. The transcript has 13 exons.
UCUCUCUGGAGGGUCAGAAGUGAACCAAGGAAUACUGCAAGAUUCUCAGGAAUAUUAACACAUUCCAACUGCAACAUCCGAUCGGAAUCUUUGGAUUUUUAUCAAACUAAAAUUGGAAGAAAAGUUUUAUUUCCCUGCUAAUUAUUACCUGUGUCUGAGUCUAUAAUGUCAAAUCUGUCUGCUGUUCUUCACCUAUUAGGUAUUUUGGGUUUGACAUACAGAGCAUUUGGAUCUGAACCAGAUGUUCCCUUGCCAAUCGCCUGUUUGACACGCGGAGCAGACAUACCGGAGUCCCGACAGGUGGUCUUGUGUCCACCCAACUGUACGCAGUGGCGUGUGUCGGUGUUCGGUUCCGGUGUGUAUGCCGCUGUGUCUAGUGUCUGUGCUGCUGCGGUACACAGAGGGGUGAUCCAAUCGUCUGGUGGUCCGGUAGAGGUGCACAGACUGCAGGGCAGAGUGAACUACCUCAGUUCCUACUCCCACGGUGUCCAAUCCCAGGCGCUGGCCAAGUGGACCUCAUCUUUCACCGUCGCCGGUGCUGUCUAUGUUUCCCAGGAGCUGUCCAGUAAGAUCACUUCUACUGCCCUCCCUGCUGCCGAACCAGAAAAGAAACCACUAAAGAAGCCAGUGAAGAAAAUCCCAUCAGGAGGAAAUAGAGACUGUCAGAUGGAGAUAGCUGUUCUGCUGGACAGCAGCCAGAAUAUCGGCAAGAGGCGCUUUACCCUGCAGAAGAACUUCCUUAGUAAGCUGGCAGUCAUGCUCAGAGUUGGACCAGAUGGGCCACAUCUGGGGGUGGUCCAGACCAGUGACACCCCCAGGACAGAGUUCUUCCUGACCAACUACACUCAGCCCAAAGAGCUGGUCUCAGCCAUCAAGCAGAUCAGCUACCAGGGAGGCGACACCAACACAGGGAAGGCCAUCAUGCACACCGUGGAGUCGUUCUUCAGUGCGGAGGCGGGGUUGAGGCGGGGUCACCCCAGGGUCAUCAUGGUGCUCGUCGACGGUUGGCCGUCUGAUGAUCUGGGGGAGGCGGCCAUGCUGGCCAGAGAGUCGGGCAUCAACGUGUUCCUGGUGUCAGUUGCCAGACCUGCCCCUGAAGAGCUGGCUAUGGUCCCAGAAAAGGACUUUGCUAAGAAGGCAGUCUGCAAGGACAACGGUUUCUUCGCUCUGAGCAUGCCCAGUUGGUUCACCACCACUAAGCAUGUGAAGCCGCUGUCCCAGCGCCUGUGCUCUGCGGAGCAACUGCUGUGCAGCAAGACCUGCUACAACUCUGUCAACCUGGGCUUCCUCAUCGACGGCUCCUCCAGCGUGGGGGAUGGAAACUUCCGCCUUGUCCUCGACUUCCUGUCCUCCAUUGCCGGGAGCUUUGAUAUCUCCGACGUGGGAGCCCGAAUAGGUGCUGUUCAGUUCACUUAUGACCAGCGUUUGGAGUUUGGUCUGUAUGACUACAAGGACAAGGAGGCAGCCAUCAGGGCUCUGCACAGCGUGCCCUACAUGUCAGGGGGCACUGCCACCGGUGACGCCAUCACCUACACCGUCCAGAACCUCUUCCCGCCCAGGAGGGCGGGGCCAAGGAGGAACUUCCUGAUCGUGGUCACAGAUGGGCAGUCCUACGAUGAUGUCAGAGGUCCUGCCUUGGCAGCCCAGAAAGAAGGAAUUACAGUUUUCUCAGUGGGCGUGGCCUGGGCGCCUGUUGAUGACCUCAAAGCGAUGGCGUCCGAGCCCAAGGAGAGCCACGCGUUCUUCUCUCGGGAGUUCACGGGGCUGCAGCAGUUCACCCAGCCGCUGGUGCGCGCCAUCUGCCAAGACUUUACCAAUGCCAACUAGACACCUCCUUUUCCUCACACACACAUAUAUAUGUAUGUAUACACACAUACAUACAUAUAUAUAUAUAGGCACCGCAAACAAACCAGCCUGAGCUUUGACAUGGCUUCUUCACUGCCCUUCUUUAAUGCCUCUAUAUACAUAUGUGUCCAGCCCAUCUAAAUACAGGUAGCUCCCCCUAAUGUUCUCAAACUACCUUUAAACACUUCCUCUGAAAAUGUAAAUAUUGGACAAUGUGUGUAUUCUCUCUAAAACACAAGGCAAGAUAAAUGUGGAUAUGGGUCCAGUUGACUGGAUCAAACACAAUUGACCAACUUCUCAGUCCUAGAGAAUACACAUACACUCCUAAUGCUUCCAUGCUUUUAUAUGUUGUAAGGCUGUAACUAUAUCGAUAGGCCUAUGUAUAUAUGAAUUUCAGAGCUAUCCGUGUUUUCUGAUUCAAAGUAACAGUGUCACGUAUGAAACAGCACCCCCUGACCAUGUCUCAAGGUACCUGCAACCACGGCAACGUCCUCGUGCUCUGGAUGUACUUCUUAACUGUGCUGUCUUUUACUCAGUGGUAAGAGUGGUGUAUAGGGAGAAACAUACCAUUAUAAACUGUCUCCUUGCCUUCUAAUGAUGUUACUGCUUCAACCUGUGACAGCGUGUGUUCCACUGACACAAGCCUGCACGUACAUUUGCAUGUUGAACCUUUACUUUCUUUUUUUUUUUUUUUUUUUUUAAGAGCUGAGGGAGAUUCUCAUUCGAUUGAAUGUUUUUUUUGAUUAUUCUGUGUUCCAUAUUUAUUGUUUCUUUGUUUUCUUUCAAUAAAGACUGAAAGAAUUGUGUAUUUGUACAUUGUGUCCUGUUGUCACUGAGAAUGUUGUAGAACAAACCCCAAUACCGGAGGCAUUCUACAGGUACACCAUUUAAUAUUUAUUAUAGACAUUUUAUAUACAUUACUUUUCAACAUUUGUAUUUUGCUAUGUGGUACAAUCUUUAAAAUCAGCUGAUUCAUAGUUUGUAAAUCAAAACCCUUACAAAACUCGCAAACUGAUCAGAAUUUUUUUAAAACUUUUUUUGGAAGACUAGAAAAAAUACUUUAUUGUAUUAAUCAUGCAUUAUACAAACAAAAAGUCUUUAGUUACAUCAUAAAUUGUAGCAUGUUUUGAAAAUAAAAUAAGUUUUACAGGAUAAAAGGAGGGAGAAGUCUAAGCAACAAAAAACAAGAUUUUGAAUCAUAAUUUCAUCUUCUGAUUGCCAUUGUACUCCCUUCACUUAAAAAAACUAACAAAACAUGGAAUAAAAGAACAUAGAAGUUACUCCCCAUGCUUCAAAGCACUACUUUAGCAGGAUGAGGCCAGUCCUCAGUCAGACAAGAGGUUGCAUUUUUAAAUUGUUCUUCUACCAACCCAGCUGCCAACUGUUUAAGAUUUACUGUUCAGUUAGACUGAAGAGGGCAGGGACUACAAGAGCCCUCCUCUGACCAUACCCAAAAGACUCAACUAACCAGGAAGUGAAAUAAAUAGCUAUUUGAUGUGUAAAACCUGUGAUAAAUAAACUCAUUACAGUAAGGUGUACAAAAAUAUCACAUAGUGAUAGGAUGCUGCAGUUUAAUUAUCUAACAGAGGAGCUCUCUCUCGUGGACCAGGAAAGUCCUGGUCUUCAUUCCUGUGGGCAGGCAGUGGCAUACAGAGAUCAUUAUGCGUCUAUCUCUAUGGUGGCAAAGCAAUGGGCGAGCCCACAGCAGUGGGGGUGUAGGAUUCACCUAGGCUGCGCUUUAAUAGUCUCAGGUGGCUCCCUCUCCCCCUUCAGAGCCGGUCUGAUUACCCGGGGAGAGGGGGGGGGGGCGGGGGUGGGCUGAGGAGGCCUUCUGGGGUCUGCCUUCACCGGCCAGGUUCUUACCUGUCAUGGGAGCAAAGAAGUGGAAAAGAGG